AAAGAACUGGGUGUUGAUUCGGAUCCCUUUCACGUCCACGGAACACUUGGACAUAGUUGACAACAAUGCGUAACGACGCGUACCUCUAGUGGCACCGUGGAAGGAGGGUCGUUAGACGCACGCAGAUACACGGUUGCCCGCAUACAUUCCUAACCAACACGCAGUGAAGCGUUCGUAAAAUUUAAACGAUGUAACAGGAAUCUCUUCGACCAGAUGGACCUUCCCCAGUAACCCCCCUCUUGCCAAUAACGGUGCGCAACCGGAGCGGGCGUCCUUUCUUUCCCUGUGUUCUGAGCCGUUUGCAGAGGGCGAUCAGGACCGGAGUGACUAAACUACGAGAAGCAUUCCAGAGUAACCGAAGUAUGUUGAAAUAUCUCAACAACCACAGGGCAAGCUGAAGGAGGACAAAGUCAUUCGACGAGAGUCAAACUUCCGCAGGCGCAGUUCUCCUCGUCCACAGUGGCGCAGCGAAGCGCAGGAGUUCGGCUCGGCUCUUUUUUGUUGUUGCCUGUAGACAGACAGCACUGUGUGCAGGAGGGUAUACAUUGAGACUCCUGCGGGGUGAUUGUUUGCAGCCUGCAGUAGCAGGUGUUUUCGCUGAUCCCCCUGCGAGGGACGGAGGGGGUUUAUCCUCAUCUUUCUUUCUAAGACUGGUGAGAGGCAGAAAAAAGAAAAGAAACCCGAGGAGAAUGUUGCACCAGGAACAAUGAGCUCAGAGUUGUCGCAUUUUACACACAUCCACACAUGUUCCGUAGAAUUCAGUUUUCAUGAACAAUUCUGACUCAUCUUUGGAAUUUUUUGUGAGAAAAAAAGUGGAUCCAACGACUUUGUCACCAUGCGAAAUACUUGGCUGUCUCCCCGGAGUGCGAUUUGGGAAUAUUGGACUUCGCUGAUUGCUUGCCUCUUUUGGAUUCAGUACUCUUGCGGGAUGCCUCACGUUAUACGAAUAGGUGGAAUUUUCGAACAAACAGACGGACCUGUUAGCGCAGAAGAACUUGCCUUUAAAUUUGCUGUGAAUAAUAUAAAUAGAAACAGGACUUUGUUGCCAAACACAACGUUAACGUAUGACAUACAGAGGAUUAAUAUCUAUGACAGCUUUGAGGCAUCGAGAAAAGCCUGUGACCAGCUGGCAUUAGGUGUUGUUGCAAUAUUUGGACCUUCACAUAGCUCAUCUUCAAAUGCUGUGCAGUCCAUCUGCAAUGCUCUGGAAGUGCCGCACAUCCAGGUGCGGUGGAAACAUCAUCCGAUGGACAACAGGGACACUUUUUAUGCCAAUUUGUACCCAGAUUACUCUUCAUUAAGCUAUGCCAUUCUGGACCUUGUGCAGUAUCUCAAAUGGAAAACAGCCACUGUUGUGUAUGACGACAGCACAGGUCUAAUAAGGUUACAGGAGUUGAUAAUGGCCCCAUCAAGGUACAACAUCCGAUUAAAGAUCCGCCAGCUUCCUCUUGAUUCAGAGGAUACAAGGCCUCUUCUUAAGGAAAUGAAGAGAAGUCGGGAGUUCCGCAUCAUCUUUGACUGUAGUCACCAGAUGGCUGCGCAAAUUCUCAAACAGGCCCAGACCAUGGGGAUGAUGACAGAGUAUUACCACUAUAUCUUCACCACUCUGGACCUGAUGGCCAUUGACCUUGAACCAUAUCGCUUUUGUGGCGUCAACAUGACUGGUUUCCGGAUCCUCAAUGUGGAUAAUCCCCAAGUUGCAUCUAUUGUGGAAAAAUGGUCAAUGGAAAGGCAGAUCCCGCCUAAACCUGAUUCAGGCCUGCUGGAGAGCAUCAUGACGACAGAUGCAGCUCUGACCUAUGAUGCAGUCCACAUUGUAUCCGUCUCAUACCAGCACGCUCCACAGAUGACUGUGAACUCACUGCAGUGCCACCGACACAAGCCCUGGAGAUUCGGGGGGCGCUUCAUGAGUUUCAUCAAAGAGUCUCACUGGGAUGGUCUGACUGGAAGAUUGUCUUUCAACAAGACAACUGGGCUACGCACAGACUUCGACUUGGACAUCAUCAGUCUAAAGGAGGAUGGACUUGAAAAGGUAGGGAAGUGGAGUGCGUCAGGAGGUCUUAACAUCACAGAAGUGCCAAAGCGAAAAGGAAUGAACAUCACUGAUUCCCUGGCUAACCGUUCCCUUGUCAUCAGCACCAUUCUGGAAGAGCCAUAUGUCAUGCUUAAGAAGUCUGACAAGGCACUGGUUGGGAACGACCGUUUUGAAGGAUUCUGCAUCGACUUGCUGAAAGAGCUGGCCAAAAUCCUGGGCUUCACCUAUGAGAUUCGCCUGGUGCCAGACGGGAAAUACGGCUCUCAGGAUGACAAGGGCCAAUGGAAUGGCAUGAUUAGGGAACUAAUCGAACAUAGAGCAGACUUGGCGGUGGCUCCUCUCACCAUUACCUAUAUGCGUGAGAAAGUUGUUGACUUCUCAAAGCCCUUUCUGAACACUGGCAUCAGCAUCCUUUAUCGCAGACCCAAUGCCACAAACAACGGCUUCUUUUCCUUUCUGAACCCCAUGACUCCAGACAUCUGGGUGUACAUUCUCCUGGCGUACCUGGGUGUUAGCUGUGUUCUUUUUGUCAUUGCAAGGUUUAGCCCGUAUGAAUGGUACGACGCCCACCCCUGUAAUCCCGGCUCAGACGUGGUGGAGAACAACUUCACCCUCCUCAACAGCUUCUGGUUUGGAGUCGGCUCCUUAAUGCAACAAGGCUCGGAACUGAUGCCCAAAGCACUGUCGACCAGGAUAAUAGGUGGAAUCUGGUGGUUCUUCACACUCAUCAUCAUAUCUUCCUACACAGCUAAUUUAGCAGCUUUUCUCACUGUGGAGAGGAUGGACUCGUCAGUGGAUUCAGCCGACGACAUUGCCAAGCAGACCAAGAUUGAGUAUGGGGUGGUCAAAGAUGGAGCAACAAUGGCUUUCUUCAAGAAAUCAAAGGUUUCUACAUUUGAGAAGAUGUGGGCCUUCAUGAGCAGCAGACCGAGAACGUCCCUGGUGAAGUCUGUUGAAGAUGGGGUUCAGAGGGUGCUGAAGUCUGACUAUGCACUCAUUACAGAGUCCACCACCAUUGAUUAUAUCACUAGGAGAAACUGUAACCUGACACGAGUGGGAGGGAUUAUUGACAGCAAAGGCUAUGGCAUCGGCACUCCACUCGGCUCUCCAUACAGGGACAAAAUCAGCAUAGCAAUCCUCAGCAUCUUAGAGGAUGGGCUUCUCCACAUUCUGAAGGAGAAGUGGUGGAGUGGAAGCAGCUGCUUGGAUGAGGAGCGUCGUGAGACGGGCCCCAUGGGGAUCCAGAACCUAGGUGGUAUAUUCAUUGUUCUGGCAUCUGGCCUGGUGCUGUCUGUCUUUGUGGCAAUUGCUGAAUUUAUCUACAAGCUGAGGAAGACCGCUGAACGUGAACAGAGGUCUUUGUGCAGCGCCAUGGUGGACGAGAUCAGACUGUCGUUCACCUGCGAGAGACGGGUGAAACACAAGCCCCAGCCUCCGGUCAUGGUGAAGACGGAUGCAGUGAUCAACAUGCACGCCUACAACGACCGGCGACUCCCAGGAAAGGACAACAUGAGCUGCAGCACUGGGAUGACUCCUGUGUUCCCAUGACAAUGUGCUCCCCGCAGGGCAAGACCCUUGUGAGCAACAUUUCAGGGGCGUUGCCGGAGCCCAGGGACAAUGGCAUAGACGGGAUCACGAGAUACAUCAUUAACCACAGUGACAUGGGAACACUUACAAAACA
Messenger RNA from Fundulus heteroclitus (mummichog), 3716 nucleotides. It is a transcript of the gene grik3, whose product is annotated as glutamate receptor ionotropic, kainate 3. The transcript is spliced from 16 exons. Gene Ontology annotation, molecular function: kainate selective glutamate receptor activity; transmitter-gated monoatomic ion channel activity involved in regulation of postsynaptic membrane potential. Gene Ontology annotation, cellular component: presynaptic membrane; postsynaptic membrane; plasma membrane. Gene Ontology annotation, biological process: synaptic transmission, glutamatergic; modulation of chemical synaptic transmission; monoatomic ion transport. NCBI's taxonomy places the organism in Eukaryota, Metazoa, Chordata, Actinopteri, Cyprinodontiformes, Fundulidae. The record is from RefSeq and is a predicted model, not a curated record. The coding region runs from base 836 to 3583 and encodes 915 amino acids.